This is a messenger RNA of Glarea lozoyensis ATCC 20868, 1683 nucleotides long. RefSeq lists its product as uncharacterized. The transcript is spliced from 2 exons. The record is from RefSeq and is a predicted model, not a curated record. NCBI's taxonomy places the organism in Eukaryota, Fungi, Ascomycota, Leotiomycetes, Helotiales, Helotiaceae. The coding region runs from base 1 to 1683 and encodes 560 amino acids.
AUGUCUCCAGAUGCAAUUUCGCCAUAUCAAGAACGUCCGAUUCGCCCAUUACCCAAGCGAAGACUUCGAGAACGACUUUCUCCAGAUGUUGCAGAUUCCAUUACAUAUCCUCCUACCCCGAAAUCAACCACUCCGUUGUUUUACCACCCGUAUAACCUGCGUGACGAUGUGGGACUAAAUCGGCUGGCUGAGUUUCAGCACCCGAGUGAGAGAGAAAGACAGGAGGAAAUGGAACGGGGCUACAUUACUAGAAAGUGUGGGGAUGAACUUGAUAGUGAUGAGGAUGAUGCUGCGUAUAGAAGUAGGAUUUACUCGAGGCACUCCGAAUCCACGACGGGGCGCUCAUAUCGCUACGUUCAAAAGCCAGAGAACAAAAAUCCUAAUCCCCAAGCUCCCGCUUCGGCCAGUUCAGCUGAUAGCUAUGACUCCUUUGAAAAUACAAACAACAAAAAGAAAAGGAAAAUACCCACACCAGGAGAUUCAAGUCUGAAUGGAGGACAUCUAUCUAAUGACUUAGCUGGUAUGGGUAUAUCUGACGAUAUACCCGAGGAGAUGGGUAGUUCUGUUGGGGCUUACCAUAGCCCCGGGUCCGCUUCUCAGGGGCUUUCGGGGCCGGGCCGCGGCAGAUAUGGUCGUAUUAGAAAUGGCAGGAGCCCUCUCCGAGCUUUAUCUGAUUCAAACUGGGGAAAUGGACGCACCCCAAAACAAGGCGAGACUCAGGGUAUCAUUUCAAGGUCAAUCGCAAACGCUCAUGCUGACAAGAACAACAUCACCCCAGCCCAUGGUCAAGAAAACAUUAGUUCCCUACACCAGCAAGCUUCGAGAAAAACCUCUACACAAUUCACCUUUACAUGCGAUUCCCAAGUACCUAGUUAUCCAGGGCCCACUCCAUCGAACGUUAUCAACCAUAACUCUGGGCCCAACCACACUAAAGUUAACACUCAGGCCACGCAAACGAGUCCCAAUAUGGCUGGAAACCUUAGCACGCCGCAAGCAAUCGCGCAAGCAAAGCAAGGACUCGCUGCCUCACAAGCUGCAAAAGACUCUCUUGCACAGCCCCCGCCCCCAGUCAAGAAAAAUCGACGGCGUCGAACAGGAAAGGAGUAUCUCAUAGCUGCAAGGGAACGUCGAAAGGAUCAAGAAUACAAGAAUUAUCACCAUCCGCCAGCGGCAGAAGAUAUAUGGAUUUGCGAAUUUUGCGAAUAUGAGAGAAUUUUCGGCACCCCGCCAGAAGCUCUGAUCAAGCAAUAUGAGAUCAAGGAUCGAAGGUUGAGGAAGCAAGAGGCGGAGAGGCGAAGGCUGCUGGAAAAGGCAAAAAUGAAAGGAAGAAAGGGAAAGAAGGGAAACAAGGGCGUCAAGUCGGCGCCUCUAUCGCAAGAUCGACAGCAGUCACAUGCCCAGACUGCAGCAGCUCCACCUUUAAAUCAAAAACAGAAUCAUAGUCAAGCCAGUCAUGACAGCCGAGGGAGUCGUAGUCAUGAUAGUCAGGAUAUCGGAAGCCUUCCCAGUGAUGAAUAUUACCCGGAUGGUUACAACGAAGACCUUGACAGUCAGGAUGAAGAGUACCUCCAGGAGGAUCCGCCAAUCUCCUCACCAUCGACAGCGGUUGAACGGCGCGGCCAGGUCGUUCACCCCGACCCAGGCAAGCAUCGAAUAUCGAGCACUGCAAUUCAAGUUUCUUGA